AUGGCUUCUCUGUUAUCGAACACUAUCUCUCACUUUUCUCCAAAGCCCAUUAAAGAUUCACCAAAAUUGAACAAACCCUUUUCUUUUCAGAUAAACCCCAUCUUUUUUAAGCCUUCAAAAUCGAAUCCUUUCAAGAUCCGUGCUGAUGUUGGGUUUGAAUCCAAGACAGUGAAGACCGUUCCAGGUAAUUCAGAGACAAUCAGUACUUCUUCUACUAGUUCUGAUGAUAAGAUUAGAGAGAUUUUAAGAAAUCGUGAUUACAAGAAGAAGUUUGGCUUUACAAUGGAUAUUGAUUCGUUUUCAAUUCCUAAAGGUCUUUCAAAGGAAACAAUAAGGUUAAUUUCUUCAGUUAAAGAAGAACCUGAUUGGAUGCUUGAGUUUAGGUUGAAUGCUUUUGAGAGGUUUAUGAAACUGAAAGAACCUAAAUGGUCUGAUAAUGAAUACCCUGUUAUUGAUUUUCAAGAUAUUUGUUAUUAUUCUGCUCCUAAAAAGAAACCUACUUUGAAUAGUUUAGAGGAAGCUGACCCCGAACUUAUUAAGUAUUUUGAUAGAUUGGGGGUUCCUUUGACGGAAAGGAAUAGAUUGGCUAAUGUUGCUGUCGAUGCUGUUCUUGAUAGUGUUUCUAUAGCUACUACUCAUAGGAAGACUUUAGAGAAGGCUGGUGUUAUAUUUUGUUCAAUUUCAGAGGCGAUACAGAAGUAUCCUGAUUUAGUUAGGAAGUAUUUGGGGAGCGUUGUGCCUAGUGGGGAUAAUUAUUAUGCUGCUUUGAAUGCUGCUGUCUUUAGUGAUGGGUCAUUCUGCUAUAUACCGAAAGACACCAAGUGUCCGAUGCAGAUUUCUACUUAUUUUAGGAUUAAUGCGAUGGAGACUGGACAGUUUGAGAGGACUUUGAUUGUUGCUGAUGAUAGGAGUUUUGUGGAGUAUUUGGAGGGGUGUACUGCACCUUCGUACGAUAAAAAUCAGCUUCAUGCUGCUGUUGUUGAGUUGUAUUGUGCUGAGGGUGCGGAGAUUAAGUACUCCACGGUGCAGAAUUGGUAUGCUGGCGAUGAGAAAGGAAAUGGUGGGAUUUAUAAUUUUGUUACAAAGAGAGGAAUUUGUGCAGGGGAUAGGUCUAAGAUAUCUUGGACUCAAGUGGAGACAGGGUCUGCCAUCACCUGGAAGUACCCCAGUGUUGUUUUGGAGGGGAAUGAUACUGUGGGAGAGUUCUAUUCUGUUGCGUUGACAAAUAAUUAUCAGCAGGCAGAUACGGGAACGAAGAUGAUUCAUAAGGGUACGAAUACUAGAAGUCGAAUUAUUUCAAAGGGUAUUUCUGUUGGGCAUUCUAGAAACUGUUAUAGAGGACUGGUUCAGAUUCAGUCAAAGGCAGACAAUGCUCGAAACUCCUCACAAUGUGACUCAAUGCUUAUUGGUGACACUGCAGCUGCCAACACCUAUCCUUAUAUUCAGGUGAAGAAUCCCACUGCUCGUGUUGAACAUGAAGCCAGCACCUCCAAGAUUGGUGAAGAUCAGCUAUUUUACUUUCAGCAAAGGGGAAUCGACUAUGAAAAAGCAAUGGCAGCCAUGAUUUCUGGGUUUUGCCGAGAUGUCUUCAAUGAACUUCCUGAUGAAUUUGGUGCUGAGGUGAACCAACUGAUGAGCUUAAAGCUUGAGGGAUCAGUGGGUUAA
Molecule: messenger RNA, 1665 nt
Organism: Dovyalis caffra
Lineage: Eukaryota; Viridiplantae; Streptophyta; Magnoliopsida; Malpighiales; Salicaceae
Source: the annotation of a GenBank genome assembly